AUGAACUCAUCCGUUAAAGGGGAAUCCGAGGUUCUAAACGGGGAAUGCGGCGACCGUUCUUGCGAGGGAAUUCCGCACGAGGAUACGGGAUCCGAUCCUGAGCUCGGUGAGGAGAAAGUCCCUGAUUGCGCUAGGCUCGAUGGUAUCCCUCAAAAGAUUGAGAUGCCGUGGAGAUCAUCGUCAAGAUCUCUGGCUCGGGAUGGUCAAUCGGGGAUGACCGAAGAUAUAGUCAUCGCUUUGCGGGAGAGGGUGGGAAUCAGUGACGCGGUCAAGAUUCUCGUUCCCUUACCUGACCAAAGGCCGAUGGACGCUCCACCUGGAUGGUUUUGCCUCUACGAAUGCUUCCUCACGGAGUUUGGAAUACGUUUUCCGGUCCUCCCGUUACUUCUCGAGUAUGCGUAUGAGCGGGGUGUAGCGUUGAGUCAGCUGACCCAUGGUGUAGUGCGGCAUAUGGUCUUCUCGGCCGCUCUGGCGAAGGCAGCCGGGAUGAAGCUAGACAGGGAGCUCUUUGAGCGUAUAACUGAUCUUCGUGCUGGGGUUAAGGAAGGAGGUUUCAAGCGUUUCCACACAUCGAUGAAACAUGACAUCGUUUUUGGUGAUCAUCGAACGAAGAUUCAUCACUGGACGCGCUACUACUUUUUUGUCAAGGUCGACCGUGCUUCGGUCGGGGAUUUCGAUCCUAGAAGGAUUGUCCCAAGGAAAGUAAAUACUACUUUAAAGGAGAAGUUUAGAACUUUACGCGACUUGAGUAGAGAGACUUGGGCGGAUGCGUUUGCCGAGACCGAAAGGAAGAAGAAGGAAAAGAAAGGAAAGGCUAUUGCUAUAGCGAUUCCUCUCCCUGAUAAGUUGCCGGGUGUUGCUAGGAAGACAGGCUUAAGGAAAAGGGCUCCGGCUUUGGUGGAUGAUGAUAUCCUGAUCUCUGAUCCUUUGCACGUGAGUCCAUGUUAUUCAGAUAAUUUUGUGCGGAAAUGA
Messenger RNA from Microthlaspi erraticum, 972 nucleotides. Lineage: Eukaryota; Viridiplantae; Streptophyta; Magnoliopsida; Brassicales; Brassicaceae. The record is from the annotation of a GenBank genome assembly.